Messenger RNA from Lodderomyces orthopsilosis Co 90-125, 1056 nucleotides. RefSeq names its product Ccw14p (gene CCW14). The coding region runs from base 1 to 1056 and encodes 351 amino acids. The record is from RefSeq and is a predicted model, not a curated record. NCBI's taxonomy places the organism in Eukaryota, Fungi, Ascomycota, Pichiomycetes, Serinales, Debaryomycetaceae. The transcript has a single exon.
AUGUCAAUCAUUAAUGUCACCAGAUUAUCAUUUCUUCUUAUUUUGAUUCAAUGUGCCAACUCAUUACCCCCUGCAUGCUUUUUAAGUUGCAUUGCUGAAGUUUCUCGAAACUGUGGACGUGGUUUAUCACAAUUAUCCUGUGUUUGUAUCAAAGAAGAUGAAAUAGUUGGUUGCUUAAUCGAUAUUUGUCCAUUUGGAAACUUCAAUAGUGCCAGAGAUCAUUUUCUUGGUACUUGUUUGGAACAUGGUAAACCAACAUUAACAAAUCUUUAUCCACCACCAGCUGCUUGGCCACCACCUGAUUAUGAAAAGAACUUACCAAUGAUGCACGAGCCCGUAUAUCGUCCAGAACCAACCAGAAGCAGAGUAGUUGAUACUGGGCCUACCCCAACUCAUCGAAUUAUAGAUCAUCACAAUCCACCCGUGUCACCUCCGACUCCGCACACUCCCGAUUUGCAGCAACCACCAGAUGAGCCACUAACACAAGAUGGCCCUACUAGAAGACCACAGCAUCAAUUAGAUGACUUACACACUCCAUCACCAAUGCUUAGACCUAGACCAGCAACACAACCCGUAUCUGACUUUGAUCCUUGGUUCGAUGAGUAUGAUGACGACUUUACCGAUUCAUACGAUCCAGAGAGACCAUUAGAAUGGGAAGAGAUGGAUGCAUUAGAUAGACUUGGACGGUUUAUUGUUGUUCGUCGUCCAAUAAAUGUCCCCAAACAAUUGCGUGAUCCAUCGAAUGCAGGUAAGAUAAGGCGUGUCGUGGUAAGGGGACCUGUUGAUAAGCACAAGCAAAGCCAGACUCCAAUUUAUGAAACUAGGAAGCUCGUUGAAAAAUCGGAUCUCAAUAAAGAAUUGCCUGCGGGAGAGAACGAAAAGCUUGUGGGGCUUCCUUCAUCUGUUGUAAUUGCUCCACAAGAAGUUCAUCCAGAAACACCGCUCGAAUACUCAUCACUAGCUUCCGAAAAUAAUCAUCACCAAAGUACACCAAGCAUACCAAAACUUGAGUCUAAACGAAUCAAGAAGACUAAUCGCAAAACAUCUCCAUUUUGA